GUGUCCCCGGUGCUGGCGGGCUUCCUGGGCGCCGGGGUUCUGGUGGUCUCGGUCACGGUGGCCGUCUUCCUCUGGACCUGCUGUCAGCGUCGCUACCGACAGCUGACGGGGAGCUACAAGCUCCAGUCGGGACCCUGCGACCCGGCCGUGGACCCGCCCUACAAGUUCAUCCACAUGCUCAAGGGAAUCAGCAUCUACCCGGAGACACUCAGUAACAAGAAGAUCGUCCGCGUGGGUCGACGCCCGGGCUCCUCGCGAAAUGGCGGCGGAUCUGGCGUUGAGUGGGGUCGUAAUGGCGAGCGAGGAAGAGGUGGAGGGGGAGGAAGGGUGAUGCUGGUGGAUGCUGACCCAGAAACGGGCCUGCUCAAUGGCUCCACCCACCUGCAGAUGAGCCACCUGCUGCCCCCUGCCGGACAGCCCAGGCUAGAGCGGGCGCUGCCCAUCCGUGCCGACUACUGCUGCCUGGAGAGCAGCUCCGGGGGUAACAGCAGUAGCAGUAGCUGUGAUGCCAGCAAGACAGCCUCACCCUUUACCCCGUGUCAGGGGGAGGGCACCACCACGCCGCCCGCCGCCCUAGGCACCCUCAGCCUGUCCGUGGACUACAACUUCCCCAAGAAGGCGCUGGUGGUGACCAUUGUUGGCGCCCAGGGUCUUCCCGUUAUGGACGAGCAGUCGGGUAGCUCGGACCCCUACAUGAAGAUGACCAUACUACCAGAAAAGAAGCAUCGGGUCAAGGUGAGACUUGUUCCUCUGGAGGUUUCUUCCUACCUACAGGGUUGAUCCUUUCCACUGUUUUCUCUGAUUUGCUUUGUUGAGGGUUUAGGUAUUUGGGAUUGCGGUCCCAAUUAGGCUAAUACUGUUAUUAUUGAAUUAUUUGAAUUAUCAUGAUUACAGAAUAAGAUAAAAAUAAAAAUUGUGCAAACAUGAUUGGGGCCCUGGGCAAGAAAAGUUUGAAGACCCCUGCAUUAUCCCUCAAAUGUUUAUUGUAAAAGAGUUACUGGAAGUGUUUAAGUGUUACUGUGAGUGUAACUGUUUAAGUGCUACUGUCACAAUAGCAACCAGACUGAAAUAUGACCAAUUGCUCUGCAGACCCGCGUUCUGAGGAAGACCCUGGAGCCAGUGUUUGACGAGACGUUUACGUUCUACGGUGUGGCCUACAGUGCACUACCUGACCUCACACUGCACUUCCUGGUGCUCAGCUUCGACCGCUUCGCCCGUGAUGAUGUCAUCGGGGAGGUGGCAGUGCCUCUGGCCGGUGUGGACACCAGCACGGGACGAGUCCACAUCACCCAACAGAUCAGCAAGAGACACAUCCAGGUGAGGGAUGGGGAUGGAAGAAGGGAAAGGGAGGGAGGGAGGGAGGAGAGAAGGAAUUACUUGUAUUUAUUACCUUUAUUUAAAUAGGUUAUUAAGAACAUUCUCUUUUACAACAAUGACCUGACAAAAGACACAUCCUGGUUAGAGAAUGGGAAUUAGGAAUGGAGAGAAGGAGAAGGAGGGAGAGAGAGGAGAAACCGGAUGAAAGUGAGAAAGGAAUGUUUUUAUUGAGAGGAAUAAAGGUGAGGAAUCGAGGGAUGGAGGAUAGAUGAUGAAAACUACUCUAGAAUGAGGGACAGAUGAAAAGGGGAAGGAGGACGAACGGGAGGGAGGGAAUGGGGUGUGGUAAAAGAGAGCAAUUCAUAGAGAGAUGAGUAGACAGAAUUUGAGGAUAGAGGGAGGAGUUGGAAUGGUAAGGAGGGAGAGAAGGAAGGAAGGAGAGAGAGGAGGAGGUUAGGAUGGAGAAGUGGAGCAGUUAAGGGGCUUUUAUGGCCAGCAACACUAGAGAUGAAGAGGGGGAGGGGAUAAUGAGAGAGAGGGGGAAGAAAGAGAGAAAGAAGAGAGGGAGAGCAACAAUCAUCAUAAUUGUCUUGGCAGAAGGGCGAUACAUUUGCAAAAUAAAUGUACAGAUUUCAAUAUGAAUGAUGAAAUGGUAUAAACAACCAAUCUCUCUCUCAUUUAAUCAUUUUCAUACACGGAUGCACUCACAAACGUUCCACACACACACAUGCAGCUGCAAUGUGUGUGUGUGUGUGUGUGUGUGUGUGUGUGUGUUGAUUGGAGGCCCAUUAGACCCAUAAAAGCUGAGAGAGGCUGGUCUUAUCUCUGACUGUAGGAAGACAUCCAUUAGAGUCAGCAACGGAAACAAAAGCCUCAUCCCCACAUCAUUACACAUUAUCCAUAUAUGACAGAGAGAGGAGGGGGAGGGAGGGGUGUGGGAGAGCAGAAAGACAGAGAAGAGAGGGAGGGCAAUGGAGAGAGAGAAGAGAGGGUGAUGGAGAGAGAGAAGAGAGGGUGAUGGAGAGAGAGAGGGAGGGUGAUGGAGAGAGAGAAGAGAGGGUGAUGGAGAGAGAGAAGAGAGGGUGAUGGAGAGAGAGAGGGAGGGUGAUGGAGAGAGAGAAGAGAGGGUGAUGGAGAGAGAGAGGGAGGGUGAUGGAGAGAGAGAAGAGAGGGUGAUGGAGAGAGAGAGGGAGGGUAAUGGAGAGAGAAAGAGAAAUAGAGGGGGGAGGCUACUCCCAUUGACAAGAAAGAGCCCCACCCAUAGCACAGAGAGGGAGAGACAUGGAGAGAGAGACCUCCGCCCAACACAAUCUGCACUGAGAAAAAGAUUACAAAGAUACAGAGAAACCAGCACUGAAUGCAUACUACACACAGCCAUUAGGCAGAGAGAGAGAUUAAAACAUAAGAACGCAUUCAGUACACACAACCACUGUCUCUUUUCCACUCUUCAAAGACAGCAGACACAUGUGUAAACACAUUACAUGCAUAAGUAUCAUUCCCAGUGCCACUGUAAGCCUGUCAAGCGAGGCAGUACAGAUAUGUAUACACACAUGCAUAAUAUCUUCUUCCAUAUACACAUACACCCACUCCAACAUUCUCAAUUUCGUCACACUAUUUCACACCCCUCUCCCUCCUAUGGAGAUUUAUAAGUACAUACUUCCACCAUCUCCUCUCUUGCUUUCUCUCACUCUCUCUCCUCCUUAUCUCUUUACUCCCUCAUUCAGAAGAGGGCCUUAAAUUGAAUUCCCUCCCAUUUUACUGUAGCCUGAAGGGGUUUAGAGAUGAGGGAAUCGAUCUUCCAGUAGAGAGAGAGAAGGAACAGGAACAAGGAGAGGGAGAGAGAGAUUAGUUUCAGUAAAUGAAAAAGAAAGACAUAGGUAUCUGCUGAUGAAGUGGAGAAAGAGAGCGAUGGCACUGAACAGAUGAAGAGGGAAAAAAGAAUAAGAGUACGAGAGAGAGAGAUGGAUGAUACAGUAGGAGGGGACGAAUGAGAGCAAGAAGGGCGCUAUUGGCCGGAGAGAGAGCGAGAUGGAUGAAACAGUAGGAGGGGACGAAUGAGAGCGAGAAGGGCGCUAUUGGCCGGAGGGAGAGAGAGAUGGCAAUGCGAUAAAAAUGAGUGUGGCUGGACCAUAAGUCCAGAGGAGACGUCCAUUAAACUUUUAUCGUGGGGGAACUUAAGUGGAGGGGGAAGCUUAAAUUAUUGAAGUGGCGGGCAGUAAAGACGUCACACUCAUUACGACAGCGGUAGCUCACACACUUAGCGGUUGUUCAAAAAAGCUAUUACCCGUUUAGAACAUAAAAAGGUAUAUUUUGAGUACUGCCAUUGUGAUUCUCUACCAUUCUACAGUGCUGAAACGCUUCAAAACUACCGUUCAGCACAAGCCGUCCAAAUGUCACAUUGGUUUUGUCACGCCCUGACUCUGGGGACUCUUAUUUGUUGAGUCAGGGUGUGAUUUUCUAUGUGGUGUAGAUCUAUGUUUAUAGUCUAGUAUGUCUAGAUCUAUGUUGGCCGGUGUGGUUCCCAAUCAGAGGCAGCUGUCGCUCGUUGUCUCUGAUUGGGGCCCAUACUUAGGCAGCCUAUUGGCACUAGUGGGUUGUGGGAUCUUGUUCCGUGUGAGGUAUGUUGUUUGUGUACCGUGGACUUCACGUUUCGUUUCGUUUGUUGUUUUGUCGGUUGUUUAGUCAUUUAAACAAACAUGUAUGCAUAUCACGCUGCGCCUUGGUCUGACCCGUCUGUAAACGAACGUGACAGAAGAUCCCACCAAACAAGGACCAAGCAGCGUGCCCAGAAGGAGCAAACGCCGGGGAUUCAACGGGAGGUAACUUUAGUAGAUGUCCUCCUCGGUUGGGGGAGAAUUACUGAGGAGGAGGCCGUCCGUUAUCGGGAGGCGAUGAAGGUUGAUGCCCAGGUAGGAGAGGAGAGACGGCGCCAACCGUGCCGACGACGGAGACCCGAGAGGCAGCCCCAAUAAUUUUUUUUUUGGGGGGGGGCACACGGGGUGGAUGACGAGGCAGUGGAAGGGCGAAUCUGCAGGUUAGGAGAGGAGGCCACCAUGUUACGGGGGCUAUUGGUUCAGAGGGAGCAGGAGUUAUUCGGUCAGAGGGAGGCGCUACAGGAGGCUAAAAGGGAGAAGGAAAGUGUAGAGGCACGGCGAGAGGAGCUGGUUAGGCAGCAGAAGGAGCGGGGGUUAAUAAAGGAACCCAGUCCCGCUCCUCGCACCAAGCAAGUGGUGCGUGUUGCCAGUCCGGUCCGGCCCGUCCCUGCUCCCCGCAAUAAGCCAGUGGUACGUGUUCCCAGUACGGCCCGACCCGUUCCUGCUCCUCGCACCAAGCCAGUGGUGCGUGUUGCCAGUCCGGCCUGUUCCUGCCCCUCGCACCAAGCCAAUGGUGCGUGUCGCCAGUCCGGCCCGGCCCGUUCCUGCUCCUCGCACCAAGCCAGUGGUGCACGUCGCCAGCCCAGCCCGGCCUGUACCUGCUCCCCGCACCAAGCCAGUGGUGCGCGUCGCCAGCCCGGCCCGGCCUGUUCCUGCUCCCCGCACCAAGCCAGUGGUGCGUGUUCCCAGUACGGCCCGGCCCGUUCCUGCCCCUCGCACCAAGCCAGUGGUGCGCGCCGCCAGCCCGGCCCGGCCCGUUCCUGCUCCUCGCACCAAGCCAGUGGUGCGCGCCGCCAGCCCGGCCCGGCCCGUUCCAUGCUCCUCGCAACAAGCCAGUGGUGCGCGUCGCCAGCCCGGCCCGGCCUGUACCUGCUCCCCGCACCAAGCCAGUGGUGCGCGUCGCCAGCCCGGUCCGGCCUGUUCCUGCUCCUCGCACCAAGCCAGUGGUGCGUGUGUCCAGUCCGGCACGGCCCGUGCCUGUUCCACCGGUGCCUGGUCCGGCACCGGUCAGCUGCUCCACUCCGGAGCCAGAGCAGUCCGCUCCACCGGUGCCUGAUCCAGCUCCGGUCAGCUGCUCCACUCCGGAGCCAGAGCAGUCCGCUCCACCGGUGCCUGAUCCAGCGCCGGUCAGCUGCUCCACUCCGGAGCCAGAGCAGUCCGCUCCACCGGUGCCUGAUCCAGCUCCGGUCAGCGGCUCCACUCCGGAGCCAGAGCAGUUCGCUCCACCGUCGUCGGGUCCAGCUCCAGUCAGCGGUUCCAGUCCAGACCCAGACGUCAGCCCCUCUCCAGGUUCGGGGUCUCCCACACCAGGGUCCAGACAGGGCUUGGUACUUUGUGGAAGGAAGGAGAGGGGAAGCAGCGCGCCGAGGUCCAGACCAGACCAGGGGCGCAACAGGGAGGCGGAGAGUAAGAGGUUGUCACGCCCGGAGCCGGAUCCGCCUCCGAGGCGGAAUGCCCACCCGGCCCCUACCCUGUUAAGUAAAGGUUGUGCGGUCGGAGUCCGCACCUUUGGGGGGGGGGGGGGUACUGUCACGCCCUGACUCUGCGGACUCUUAUUUGUUGAGUCAGGGUGUGAUUUUCUAUGUGGUGUAGAUCUAUGUUUAUAGUCUAGUAUGUCUAGAUCUAUGUUGGCCGAUGUGGUUCCCAAUCAGAGGCAGCUGUCGCUCGUUGUCUCUGAUUGGGGCCCAUACUUAGGCAGCCUAUUGGCACUAGUGGGUUGUGGGAUCUUGUUCCGUGUGAGGUAUGUUGUUUGUGUACCGUGGACUUCACGUUUCGUUUCGUUUGUUGUUUUGUCGCUUGUUUAUUCGUUCCAAAUAAACAUGUAUGCAUAUCACGCUGCGCCUUGGUCUGACCCAUCUGUAAACGAACGUGACAGGUUUAUAUGGCGGCAUUAGCUCCUAGCGCUGUUAUGACUUUUCUCUCAGCUCAUCUUGACUAAUGAUGCCAUAGGAGACUGUGGUAAAUGGGAUAGGCCUCCUGUAAUGUCUCUGUCUUUAAGACUUAAAGAAAUAAACCAAGCGCAAACUGAGUCUAUGGUGUGUUCAUUCAUAUACUAAAAAGGUACUUGAAAGGAUGAGAACUGUACCAUUUACUUGUACUUUAAAGAAAAUAUUUUAAAAAUAUUAAAAUGUCAGGGAACUAAGCAACGCUAAAAAUGGUGGGUCAUUUCUGCAUUUCGCACUGCAGUGAGUCUAUGGCAUGUUAAUUUAUAUACUCAAAAGGUGCUUUUAAGUAUGAAAUGCACCAUUUACUACAGCAGUACUUUAGAAUAUAGUCAAAAGGAUUACAGUGUUAGGGAACUGAACUAUUGUACACUACAAAUGGUUGUGUACAGACUUCAGUGGUUUCAGACUAUUUGUCUUUCGUUGAGCAGAGCUCCCCCUCCCCUAGUGGUGAUUCUAAAUGAGAUGUGGCAUUAAGUCCUGCUCACUAAUGAAAAAGCUCCAGAUGCACUGUACUAGAGACAAUUAGGAGGCUAUCUAUUUAUGUCAUACUUUGCAUGCACACGCACGCAUGCCAACACACACGUCCUGGCCUGGGUAAUUCCCUAUUUCUCCUUUCUAAGUUCAAGCUCAGCUUUGGGCCGCCUCCCACAGUGCAUUGCCAUGGUGACACCUAGGUGUAGUAUAAGAAUUCACGCUCUGAGAAGUGAGUGAGAGGCAUGAAAGCAGUGAAAAAGAGAGUCCAAGAGUAAAACAGAGCGAGAUGAACAGAAAGAUGGGGAUAGCCGCAGGUCUCAAUACAGUAGAUUACUUUUACUGAAAUGAUCUAUGGUGUAUGAAUUGUGUGCAUAGUGGAAGUGUAGGUCGGUGGGUUAUGAAGGUAUAAUGACUGCCAUAUUUGUGUGCAAGGCAGGUUUUAUGUGUAUGAGUGUACUUUAUGGGUACUUUGUGUGUACGUGUGUGUGUUCUAACUAUGUGUUCUCCCCACAGUGUGUGUGUAUCUACAUUCUAACCCUGCGUUCUCCCCACAGUGUGUGUGUAUCUACAUUCUAACCCUGCGUUCUCUCUGCAGUGUGUGUGUGUAUCUACAUUCUAACCCUGCGUUCUCUCUGCAGUGUGUGUGUAUCUACAUUCUAACCCUGCGUUCUCUCUGCAGUGUGUGUGUGUAUCUACAUUCUAACCCUGCGUUCUCUCUGCAGUGUGUGUGUAUCUACAUUCUAACCCUGCGUUCUCUCUGCAGUGUGUGUGUAUCUACAUUCUAACCCUGCGUUCUCUCUGCAGUGUGUGUGUAUCUACAUUCUAACCCUGCGUUCUCUCUGCAGUGUGUGUGUGUAUCUACAUUCUAACCCUGUGUUCUCUCUGCAGUGUGUGUGUGUAUCUACAUUCUAACCCUGCGUUCUCUCUGCAGUGUGUGUGGAUCUACAUUCUAACCCUGCGUUCUCUCUGCAGUGUGUGUGGAUCUACAUUCUAACCCUGCGUUCUCUCUGCAGUGUGUGAGCCGUGGGGAACUGCUGGUGUCUCUGUCCUACCAGCCUGUCACUCACAAGCUCAAUGUGGUGGUGCUGAAGGCCAAACGCCUGCCCAGGAUGGACAUCACUUGCCUAUCAGGCAGUAAGUACUACACACAUACACACACACACACACACUCACACACACACACACAUCUCACCCCCUUUCCGCUCUAUCCAUCCCUCACAGACCCAUACGUGAAGGUGAACGUGCUCUACAGCCGCAAGCGCAUCGCCAAGAAUAAGACGCACGUGAAGAAGUGCACACUCAACCCUGUUUUCAACGAGUCAUUCAUCUACGACGUGCCCGCUGAGCUGCUGGCCGACGUCUCUGUGGAGUUCCUGGUGGUCGACUUCGACCGUACCACCAAGAACGAGGUGGUGGGCCACCUGGUGCUGGGUGGCCAGAGCCUCAUGCCCACUGGGGUCACCCACUGGAGAGAGGUUUGCGACAACCCCCGCCGGCAGAUUGCCAAGUGGCACACCCUGGGCGAGUAU
Molecule: messenger RNA, 8139 nt
Organism: Coregonus sp. 'balchen'
Lineage: Eukaryota; Metazoa; Chordata; Actinopteri; Salmoniformes; Salmonidae
Source: the annotation of a GenBank genome assembly